UGUCACCAGUGAGGAAAGCUCUCGUUAAGAUGAAGCAAAGUCUUGUGGUACUCUUUUGUCUCUCAGUCCUUACCUGGGCAGUGUUAGGAGCUCCUAAUUCAAUAAGAAAGAGCUGCUGUAUGAACUUUUCACCCAAACCACCCCGUAUCGGCAGAAUCCUGAAACAUGAAAUUCAGGAUAGUGAUGGUCGUUGUAGAUUUGAUGCUGUGGUAUUUUAUACUGUCAACGGCAAGCGCAUCUGUUCAAAACGGAACGAUGAGAAAGUGGAAGAUCUUCUGACAAAACUUGCCCAAAGAAAGCAGGGAAGAUGAAGAUGACAAUGAUCUUCUUUGACUGACUAUUGACUAUAAAGAGUACUCAAAUGGAAAAAUGCAUUUUUAAUUUCCAGCUGUUCCACACUUUGCAAGUUUCCAAGGAAUCCUGAAAUUUUUCAAAUCUUCAAACAAUACUGGUCAAAUUUAAUCUGCUCGUCAGUGUGUGUUAUCCCUUCCUAUUAUUAAUUGAUUUAUUUGGUUUUAUUAUUUUUACAAAUAUAGCAGCUGAUCAAAUAGUACAUCACCUGUUAAGAGUCAGAUAUUUCACUCUGGAAUCCCUCUUCCCUCCAUUACAAUAUCCUCAAUAGGCUUCAGAGGAACAAUAACUUCUAGUUAGGAGGCCUCUGGUAAUCCUACGUGAGUUGAUCUCUAUCCUCCUACUUACAGGCCUUUGCCAUGGUAGGUUUUGCAGAAAAAUUAUUCAAUUUUGCUUAUGUAAAUAUCUAAAUUUGCUGCUCUUGUAAGGAAGUGUAACUGUUUAUGAUGGUCCUAUACAUUACUGAUUAGUGUAUGGUUUACAAACUGCCAUAUUAAUGAAUGUACAUAAUUGUUACUUCGUGUUCUAUAGCAUACUGAUUGUGUUCUAAUGUAGAACACAGUUAUUGCUGCAUUUAUUUCUGUAAUUAAAGUGUCUUCUAACCAGGCAGGGUGAAAUCAUUUAUGUCAUUUUUUAUCUUUAUGUCAGAAACAUACUGAAUAAAGACAUUACUGACCGAAGUGAUCAAAACUGGUAUUUUUAAAGCAGGAUAAGCAACAACCCCAGACUUUGUAUUGUAAUUCCAAUGGAAUUGGAUACUGUUUUUUUAAUUGUUAUUCAAUGCUGCACUUUCACAAAUAUGUUUAUAAUGUCUUGUACACCUAAUUACCUGUUUAAAAGACCUUGUAUUUUAUUAUUUAUUUUGUUUGUAAUUUCCCUGUAUUUCUUCAUACACCUCAAAUAUAUAUAUUUAUAUUUUUGAAAAUAAAUUGU
This is a messenger RNA of Mobula hypostoma (lesser devil ray), 1284 nucleotides long. Its product is annotated as C-C motif chemokine 17-like. Gene Ontology annotation, biological process: immune response. Gene Ontology annotation, cellular component: extracellular region. The record is from RefSeq and is a predicted model, not a curated record. The transcript is spliced from 3 exons. Gene Ontology annotation, molecular function: chemokine activity. Lineage: Eukaryota; Metazoa; Chordata; Chondrichthyes; Myliobatiformes; Myliobatidae. The coding region runs from base 30 to 311 and encodes 93 amino acids.